AUGGCUACAGUGAACUCAUUUUACAGUGAUAUUCAGGCAAACUAUGGCGGCUGUUACGGCUACUCUCAGCCGUGCCAGGAACAGUACAGUGUGACCAGCUUUCAAUCGCCUGCGCUGCAGUACGCAGAAAGUGUCGGGAUCCAGCCCCAACAGCAGGCGGAGUCAGGCGCAACUGGUGUGCUGUGUCCGCAACAGCAUCUGCCGGAAAAACCAGUCACUUCGAUCUACGGCUCCGGCCACUACCAGUGCAGUGGCAGUGAGCAGUAUGCUGCAACUCCUUACUACUCGUCCGGGCAACAGUCUGCCUACGCGAAUCAUCUGGACUCCUACUACAAUUAUCAGUAUUACCCGAUCGCGCCUUCACAUGCGUCACUGAACGUGGCACAACCCUCGGUCUCCAGCCAGUACCAGUACACGCAGCUAUCGGCAACGGAUGCGCUCUACGCUAAGAAAAUCGAUCCAAUUGCUGAGCCGCCCUCGAACACGCUGAAAAGAAAGUGUUCCGCCGAAGACGACGAAAACUCGGUGAAGUGCCCGGAACAGGACUCGCCCGCCCUGCGCGCGCUGCUCACGAAUCCGGCCAAAAAGCUGAAGUAUAACCCGCACUAUGCCCGUGCUGGGACGCUGACCGGAUCCGCUAGUUUGUCCCCGGCAGCCAGUGACCGCCUCGUGCCGGACAUCGUCCCGAUGUCGCCGAACAAAACGGACGACAGCAUCGAUAGCCUGUUGGAGAGCGCCACUAAGCAUGACUACGAAUCGCUCGGAGAAGGGCCCAAGUUCGGCCUAGCGCACCUGGGUCAGCCCGGAACUCCCCGGUACGAUGGCGUUAGCACUCCGCCUCUGUCGCCGAAGGGCCUGGAAAGUGUCCCAAUGCCAUCGGAAGCGAUGGGCGUAGGGAAAUGGGUGCACCAUGGUGAUUCAGAAGAAAACGCAAAAGAAAACGCGGCGAAACGAACACGCCAAUCGUACUCCCGGCACCAGACGCUGGAGCUGGAGAAAGAGUUUCACUUCAAUCGCUACCUCACGCGAAGGCGCCGGAUCGAGAUUGCCGGAACGCUCCAUCUGACCGAGCGUCAGAUUAAGAUCUGGUUCCAGAACCGACGCAUGAAGGCCAAAAAAGAUUACCAGUCGACCUCUACGACACCGGAGCUGGCGUUCGACGGAGACCUGUCGCAGCCGGGCGUGGCCCACGGGCCCAUGAAGAUGCCGAUGCCGUCGUCGCAAAUACCGGUUUCUUAUGGCAACGGACAGCAAGAGGCUACGAACCAGCAGCACCUAGACCUUCACCAGCACUACCAGCAACAGUCCCAGGGCGCAGUGAGCAGUGCUUCAAACGGUCAGUGGCCUUAUCACCACUCGCAGGACUAUUAUCACUCGCAGCUCCUGCAACACACCCCGCAGCAGCAGCACCAGCAGCCGCCAGCGCAGCCGCAGCAUCCGCACUUUGGUCAGCAUAGCAUUCCGCGUGCCCCGUUUCCCUACGAACGGGUGCAGUACCACCCACUGUCGUCGUCGUCCGGUGCUGCGGGCAUCACACCCACGUUUGCGUGA
Molecule: messenger RNA, 1551 nt
Organism: Anopheles cruzii
Lineage: Eukaryota; Metazoa; Arthropoda; Insecta; Diptera; Culicidae
Product: segmentation protein fushi tarazu
Exons: 2
Coding region: 1-1551 (516 amino acids)
Biological process (GO): negative regulation of transcription by RNA polymerase II; anterior/posterior pattern specification
Cellular component (GO): nucleus
Molecular function (GO): RNA polymerase II cis-regulatory region sequence-specific DNA binding; DNA-binding transcription factor activity, RNA polymerase II-specific
Source: RefSeq, a predicted model, not a curated record